AUGCCUGACCAGAAAGCCGGUUCGACGAUUGUGGGUAACAAGGAAGGGAUUUUCGAAGCAGCGGGAUGCGGUUGGGAUUAUGACUGGGUUGGACCGAUUCAUUUGAAUCGACCGGAGUUUUACUUAUACAUUAAGCACUUGUGCAAUUCUGACUAUGUCGAAGCGAUCGAGAUGUAUCCGCCGGACAUGAAGGUUUUCACUCCAAAAGUUAUGGACUACUUUUAUGAUAAUCCGAUAGUUCUUGAUUCGGAUUGA
This is a messenger RNA of Ostertagia ostertagi, 255 nucleotides long. The record is from the annotation of a GenBank genome assembly. NCBI's taxonomy places the organism in Eukaryota, Metazoa, Nematoda, Chromadorea, Rhabditida, Trichostrongylidae.